AGUGAAGCGCAGCGACUGGUGAAGGAGGCGGCCAGGCUUGAAAGCGCCAGGCGUGUUUGUGUGGCGGUGACAGCCGAGUCAGGACAAUCGCUCAUACACACCUUCUCCAGGUCGGAGUGCUUCUGGGGGGCAAAAGGACGCAAUUUAACCGAGAACAAUCUGAGAACUAUUUUACACAGGGUUUAAGGACAAUUUAUCAAGAGGUUUCUGGACGGCGACGCGUUUUUGAGAAGCGUUCAGUUUACAACAGCCGGCUCUUCAGGACGGCGACAUGUCGGAUCUCUCUGGUCCCGAGUUCGAGAUCGAUGUGGAGAGUCUGGAGGCAGAGAGCGAAGAGACGGCGGCUUUCACCGCUUCCUUCUCCAGCGCCGGCGAGGAGGAUCCGGGAGCCAAGGACGAGGACAGAGUCGGCCAUACUGCUCAUAUGUCCGGGGAGCAAAAAAAGCUGAGCCGCACGCCCAAGUGCGCCCGCUGCCGCAACCACGGCGUGGUCUCCUGCCUCAAGGGCCACAAGCGCUUCUGCAGGUGGAGGGACUGCCAGUGCGCAAACUGCUUGCUGGUGGUGGAGAGACAGCGGGUCAUGGCCGCCCAGGUGGCCCUGAGGAGACAACAGGCUACAGAGGAUAAAAAAGGCAUAUCAGGGAAGCCAACACCAGCCGAAAGACGGACUAUCUAUCAAAGACACAUCCGCCCAUCCACUAUGCUGGCUAAAAGUAUCUUAGAAGGUUACCGCCCUGUCCAGGCAGACCCUUUCCUGGGUACCAGCCCUGCUCUCCCGCCGCCUCUGAGUGACCGCAUGAGAAAGAGACGGGCUUUUGCUGACAAGGAGCUGGAGAGCAUCAUGCUGGAGCGGGAAUACAAAGAACGUGAAAUGUUGGAGUCCAACAAGACAGCCUCUGCUUCCCUUUUCAUCCCUGGCAGUGUGGUGCACGCAGCCGAGUACAACUCCUACAAGACGGCAUUUUCCUCAUCGUCCACACCUGCAGCACCUGAAUCAUCACCCAAGGACCUGUGCAGCUUCCUGCCUGGGUGCUUGGACCUGUCUCUUGGGUAUGGUGCAUCUGCUGGGCCAGCCAAUGUUGAACUGAUCUCCUCCAACGUCAGUGUGGCCACCACCUAUCGCCAGUACCCACUCUCACCCCGUUUUGUCAUGUGGCCACGGGGUGGUAGCAACCUGGGUGAUGCACUUCUCUACCAACAGUGCCUCCUCAAUGCCACUGCAGUGCAAAAUCUCAAGCCUGGUGCCGUUUGGGACCCCAAGAUGAUGGCCUCCAGUGAGAGCCACUCACCCGAGCAGGAGUCUCCCUCUGCUGCCUCAAGACUAGAAGGAUCCCGGGCAGCUUCAGAUCCCAACAACUUGCAGGCUGGGUCUAUGGAGGCCCAGACGGGUCUAAGCCAAAACGGCAGGGAGCGUUCAGCCUUCUCACCGCCCAAAAGGGUGUACAGACAGGCAUUCGCCAAUGGCCCAUUACACCCAGGAGGCCAUGAGCAUGUGUUAAACAAGAUGAGCAAAGACAGCGCCAAGCACACACUGUCCAUGAAGCUGAACUCCUUCCACUCGCUCAUCCAGCAGACUCUGAGUGAAAAGAACCCAGAGCUCAGGAGCCCCUGCUGUAAAGAGUUACUAGAGGAGGCUGCUAAGAAGUUCAGGGACGGCUCAGUCAAAGACACAGCAUGCUUUAAAAGCUCAGAGAGAGCAGUAAAGGACUCCAUGGUCAAACCUGCAGGCACAAAGGUUUCCUCGAACGAGCCUUUGUCAUUUUCUGUGGAAGCCAUAUUAAAACGGCCCUCACUGCCUGUAAACCGAGCAUCCCAGUAAGGUUGCUUGUCAAGAACAUCAAUCAAAACGGUACUUAUGGACUGAAACUUCAAUAUAAUGUGUAUCUGUGUAUUUAUUUCUACUUUUAGACAGAAAUGGAUUUUCUGGAAAGUGAUUGUCUGUGGUUGUAUAUGUAUGUGAGAUAAAACAGCUUGGUGAUUGUAGUACUUAUGUAUUCACUCUAACCCCAUCAAUACUGUAAAUAGCCUUGUAAAUACUAUAGUAUGUGACUCCAGCAUGUUGUAAAUCAGAAUGUAGAGUAUUUAAAUGUAUUGGUAAUUUUCUACUUUAAAAUGUGUUAAUAAAAGUUUGUGAAAAUUCAUAA
This is a messenger RNA of Astyanax mexicanus (Mexican tetra), 2144 nucleotides long. RefSeq names its product doublesex and mab-3 related transcription factor 2a (gene dmrt2a). NCBI's taxonomy places the organism in Eukaryota, Metazoa, Chordata, Actinopteri, Characiformes, Acestrorhamphidae. Gene Ontology annotation, molecular function: RNA polymerase II cis-regulatory region sequence-specific DNA binding; DNA-binding transcription factor activity, RNA polymerase II-specific. The transcript is spliced from 4 exons. The coding region runs from base 272 to 1819 and encodes 515 amino acids. The record is from RefSeq and is a predicted model, not a curated record. Gene Ontology annotation, biological process: sex differentiation; regulation of transcription by RNA polymerase II. Gene Ontology annotation, cellular component: nucleus.